Thermothielavioides terrestris NRRL 8126 is the source of this 1826-nucleotide messenger RNA. RefSeq lists its product as uncharacterized. Bases 127 to 1602 code for a protein of 491 amino acids. The record is from RefSeq and is a predicted model, not a curated record. NCBI's taxonomy places the organism in Eukaryota, Fungi, Ascomycota, Sordariomycetes, Sordariales, Chaetomiaceae. The transcript has 4 exons. Gene Ontology annotation, cellular component: nuclear proteasome complex; cytoplasm; proteasome regulatory particle, lid subcomplex.
GCGAACAAGUGCGUGACCAGCGUCGACCAACGCCGACCUUCUCGAGCUUCUGCCCGCCGGAUCUCAAACCCGAAACAAGACAGGAUAAAAAAGACUUGAAGACGACCUGGUCGAUCAUUCUUCGCCAUGGCGGACGCGGCGCUCAAGCCCGAUCGGGACUUCUCCAGCGAGGUCGACAAGCAGAUCCCCGAGGCGGAGAAGCUCGCAAAGACAGACAUCCAUGCUGCCAUUGAAAAGCUCUCGGUGCUCGAGAAGCAGACCCGCCAGGCUUCCGACCUAGCAUCCACAUCACGAAUCCUUGUCUGUAUUGUCACCAUCUGCAAGAAUGCCGGCGACUGGAGCUUGCUCAACGACCAGACCCUGGUCCUCUCCAAGAAGCACAGCCAGCUCAAGCAGGCCAUCACCAAGAUGGUCCAGACCGUCAUGUCCUUCCUCGACGAGACGCCCAACCUCGAGACCAAGCUGUCCGUCAUCGAGACGCUCCGCACCGUCACCGAGGGCAAGAUCUUCGUCGAGGUUGAGCGGGCUCGCGUGACCAAGAUCCUCUCGGACAUCAAGAAGAAACAGGGCGACCUCAAGGGGGCCGCCGACACCCUCUGCGAGCUCCAGGUCGAGACCUUCGGGUCGAUGAACCGGCGCGAGAAGGUCGAGUUUAUCCUGGCGCAGGUCGAACUCUGCAUUGAGAACGGCGACUGGACACAAGCCGCCAUCCUCAGCCGCAAGAUCAGCACCAGAUACCUCGCCCGAAAACCUAAAAAGACACCAGAGCAGCUCGAGAAGGAGAAGAAGGAGCGCGAGAAAAAGGUGAAGGCGGACGAGGAGGAGCCCGAGGAGGACGAGGAUGUCACAGAGCUCAAGCUGCGCUACUACAAACAGCAGAUCCAGCUGGCUCAGCACGACGCCAAGUAUCUCGAUGUGUGCAAGCACUACAGGCAGGUAUUGGAUACCGAGUCCGUCGAGGAAGACCCAGACCAGCUGCGCUACGUGCUUCAAAGGAUCAUCUUCUUCAUCAUCCUCGCGCCGCACGACAAUGAGCAGCACGACCUCCUGCACAGGAUCCACAAGGACGCGCGGAUCUCGCUGGUGCCCGAAGAGGCGGAGCUUCUGAAGUUGUUCACCGUGCACGAGCUCAUGCGGUGGCCCGAGGUGGCCCGCGUGUUCGGGCCACACCUGCUCAGCACCGACGUCUUCGACUCGGCCCCGGGCCAGUCCUCGGACGAGCAGGCCUUUUCGCGGUGGCAGGACCUGCGCAAGCGCGUCAUCGAGCACAACGUGCGCGUCGUGGCCAAGUACUACACGCGCAUCCGGAUGGGCCGGCUGACGCAGCUGCUCGACCUGACCGAGGACGAGACGGAAAAGUACAUCAGCGAGCUGGUGACGGCCAAGACGGUGUACGCCAAGAUCGACCGGCCGGCGCGCAUCGUCAGCUUCGCCAAGCCGCGCGACGCCGACGACAUCCUCAACGAGUGGAGCUUCAACAUGAGAAGCCUGCUGGGCCUGCUCGAGAGGAUCGAUCAUCUCAUUACCAAGGAGGAGAUGAUGGCCCGCAUCCAGACGGGCGCCAAGUCCAAGAAGGGCAAGGAAUCCAAGCGCGCGCGUUAGGGGCAUGCAGAGCUCCGCAUGCCCGUCCGGACGCGGCAGCCCUGAGCGCCGCACUACAUAGUCGCAGAAUUGCAGACGACUGUACGAAUAGAACUGAAUCUCGGAGAAGGGAGGGUGGGCUCGCUGAACCGGGUUGGUCCGACCGGGUCGGAUCUGAACUACGCUAGUAGCUGCUAGUACGCAGUAACAAUUCAGCGACACACCGCAGGUCGCAUCACACAUGC